Molecule: messenger RNA, 1414 nt
Organism: Cheilinus undulatus (humphead wrasse)
Lineage: Eukaryota; Metazoa; Chordata; Actinopteri; Labriformes; Labridae
Gene: carhsp1
Product: calcium regulated heat stable protein 1
Exons: 5
Coding region: 285-764 (159 amino acids)
Biological process (GO): regulation of mRNA stability
Cellular component (GO): cytoplasm
Molecular function (GO): mRNA 3'-UTR binding
Source: RefSeq, a predicted model, not a curated record
GUCAGAGGAGAGAGGAGGGCAACGAGCACUCACGCAGCCUUGACUCUUGUACACCGAGCUUUAUCUUUGACACAAACGGGACUCAGCGGAGAAGAAACAAGACUUUUUUCUGUUUAACUACUCUGAAAUUAAACUUUUUGUUCGUUGGACUUGUUUUCUACGGCUCAACUACAAAAUUAUUGUCGCGGAGUUGGAGAAAGCAAGGUGUUAACCAUCCUCAGCCGCGAUUCCCCUUCAGCGAUCCUUCCCCUGCUUCCUCCCUAUCCGUUUACUCCACCCUCUUCAUGAUGUCAUCUCAGCCCACGACAAUUCAGGGAUCACGCCCUUUGACCCCUCCGCUGACAUCUGCAGGAUCCCCACGUUCCUCAGAGUCCCUGCAGCCUCCAGCCUGCAGACACAGAGACCGCUCCCCUUCCCCCAUGAGAGGCUACCUCAUCCCGAGCCCUCUGCCCACACGCAGAAACAGAACCUGCUCAGCGACGGCUCGUGCAUCUGAGGGUCCAGUGUUUACUGGUGUGUGUAAAUGUUUUUCCCGCUCCAAAGGCCACGGCUUCAUCAUGCCAUCCGAUGGGGGCAAUGACAUCUUUGUCCACAUUUCAGACAUUGAGGGCGAGUAUGUGCCAGUGGAAGGGGAUGAAGUUAGCUACAAAGUCUGCUCCAUCCCUCCUAAACACGAGAAGGUCCAGGCAGUGGAAGUGACCAUCACCCACCUCAACCCUGGAACGAAGCAUGAGACCUGGUCAGGACAUGUCGUCGACAGCUGAGCACUGACCCGGCACAGCUUGGGAUGGGAAGGGAACUCUAAAAGAAAUGAGAAGGGGUUUGAGGGGUGUUGAAUCGAUGUUGUUAUGAUUUAACACAGAGAAAGAUGAUUUAAGAGAAAUGUAAAUCAUCUAAUAGUUUACUUAUUGUGGGAGGCUUCCUUUUGUACUGUGGAAAUCAGUUGCUAUACACUGACGGUUUGACUGGUAAAUGAAUAGUCAUCGUAACAGUGGGAGAGAUGUUUAUUGUUAAAAGGCUCCUAACAGUAGGUUUAUAGCUUCAAUUUGUAGACCCCCUGUGUUAAAAGUUGAUGGUGCAUUAGGUAAAUUUGAGUAUUUUAUUAGUUGAUUUCAGCAGCAAUCAUUUAUAUCUAGGAAUAGGUCUUUUUAACAAAUUCUGUAUUGCAUGUUUGAUUCAACUUUGCAGCACUUGGGGAUGAGACGAGUGUGAUGUCUGUGCAGACAGUGCAGUAUGAUCCCAUGCUGUGAAACACCAUGGGAUCAUUUUCAAGCUAUACUGUGUGUGCCUACUUCUACAGAGAACUGACAGCUCUAUUUGUGCCUAUACUUAUACUAGCCUCUCAUCUGUGUUUGAUCAUGCAUGGGUGCCUCUGUGAGAGAAUACAAGAAUUAAAGCUUUUGCAUUCAGUGAA